Messenger RNA from Periconia digitata, 1296 nucleotides. The record is from the annotation of a GenBank genome assembly. NCBI's taxonomy places the organism in Eukaryota, Fungi, Ascomycota, Dothideomycetes, Pleosporales, Periconiaceae.
CGUCUCAAUUCCACUCCAAUACACCAAACACCUUUGCGCCCUCACCCUCAUCCCACCACCAUGGCGUCAGGCGCAGCCAUCGACCUCCAAGCAACCUCCACCACCGACCCAUCGUCCUCCACCACAACGACCGCUCCAACCCACUCAAACACCUCCGCGAGCACGCAAUUCCCGCCCAUCAAAAUCGGCACGCGGCGCUCGGCGCUCGCACAGAUCCAAGCACGAUGGGUCGAAGCGCAGCUCAAGCGCGCGUUCCCCGACCGCACCUACAACAUCUGCCCUGUUCUGGCCCAAGGCGACAAAGAUAAAGUGACGCCGCUGCAGCAGCUGAGCCAGGGCGAGAACGCGAAGAGUCUCUGGACGGGCGAGUUGGAGGCUAUGCUCGAGGAAGGAGAAUUGGACAUGAUUGUGCAUUGUUUGAAAGAUAUGCCAACCCAACUCCCGCCCAACCUAAAAAUCGGCGCCAUCCUCGCCCGCGAAGACCCACGCGACGCACUCAUCCUCUCCCCGCGCCUCCCCUCAACCAUCACGACCGUCUCGGCGCUCCCGGCCGGUUCCAAAAUUGGCACGUCGUCGAUCCGGCGCGCAGCCUCGCUGCGGCGUCUGUACCCACACCUCGAAUUCGGCGACGUGCGCGGCAACGUCGGGACGCGGCUGGGCAAGCUGGACGCAGCGGACUCGCCGUUCGCGGGCAUCAUCCUCGCGGCCGCGGGGCUGAAGCGCAUGGGCAUGGAGAAGCGCAUCAGCCAGUACCUGAGCAGCAGCAGCGGCGGGAUGCUGCACGCGGUUGGCCAGGGGGCGCUGGCGAUUGAAGUCAAGGCCGCGUGUUCGCCCGAGAUGGAGGACAUGCUCGCCGCGAUCCGGUGCGAGCGCUCCAGCCGCGCCUGCGAGGCUGAACGCGGGCUCCUGCGUGCGCUGGAAGGCGGAUGCAGUGUCCCCAUUGGCGUCGAGACGUCGUGGCGGGGUGGCGGGAAGGGGCUUAGUGUUGGCGCGCAGCCCGCGCGGGAUUACGAUAAACAUGGCGAUGCCGUUGCCGAGAAGGAGCCGCAUAUGGAUGAGCAGGAGCUUGUGCUCAAGACGCUCGUGGUUAGUGUGGAUGGGACUGAGAGCGUCGAGUUUGAGAGCGCCAGGAAGGUUAGGAGUGUGGACGAGGCGAAUCAGUUGGGUAGGGAUGUGGCGAGGAUUUUGAUGGAUAAGGGCGCGGAUCGGAUUCUGGCAAAGAUCAGUGAGGAUAAGAAGGUUGCGGCUGCGGAGGAGUUGGAGAGGAUUGGGAAAGAGGGUCCCGCGAAGGAGUGA